Yarrowia lipolytica CLIB122 is the source of this 942-nucleotide messenger RNA. RefSeq lists its product as uncharacterized. The record is from RefSeq and is a predicted model, not a curated record. NCBI's taxonomy places the organism in Eukaryota, Fungi, Ascomycota, Dipodascomycetes, Dipodascales.
AUGAAUUCUGGCCCAAACUGUCCGAAAUAUGUAUUUCAACCGCUCCAUACCACCCUGAAUCAGUACUCUAUGAUGCUCCCACACCUAACUAUCUGGAUCUUUUUCCCCCCCCAAACAGCGAAUAAGCUUAGACUACAUAGGCUCGGACUACUUUGCACGAUAAAAAAGAGAAAAAAUUAUAUGGUGUCGGUAGUUCCGUCAAAUAUAUAUAGACGUGGUAGGUACCUCCCCAUUUCUAACCUGCAAUCAAUGCAACAGACUCCUUUUCAGGCACUCAAACAACUAACAUGGACCGGCGACUAUGGAGCCUUUGUAGAUAAUCUCCAAGGGCUACGACAAGGCCAGCAUGGAGAAGCCGGGGUGGACGCUCGUUUUGUACUGAUGCGUCUGAUGAAGAUUCUCCCGGCCGAAGAUCUCGUGACUCUACGAGGACUGUGCGACGUGGGCGACGACGACGAGGAGGCCACUCUGGCUCUGUUCGAGUCGUAUCUCAAGGAAAAGGACGGCAAGGCCCGGUUCUACAGACACAAGAUGCUAGAAGUCAUGUAUAGAAAGCUGGUGGAACCUCACGGACGACUCAACACCCACGCCUUUCUGCUCGUGUACAUGUCCUUUGUGCGGCUCGAAAUUGAAGAUCUUAAGCUGCCCGAGGAGGACAAGGCCGCUCUCAUGAUGUAUCAUGUGCCGAGGGUGCUCUAUAGACCCCUGGUGCGAGCAUUCCCGUAUUUGGCGGACAACGUGGACCGAGCUCAUCUUGGACCUCCCCGACGAGGCUCGCAUGGAAGCAUAGAGUCCGCCGAGGUGAUUCCGCUCGAUUGGGACGGUAUUUGUGCGCUUUUCGACACUGAAGCCGUCUCCAGCGUGUUCCCUCUUGGAGCCACUCAUCGUGCGUUUGAAGGCGACGUUCUGUCUCUCAUUGACGAUGAUGUUACUGUUCUGUAG